Molecule: messenger RNA, 1233 nt
Organism: Astyanax mexicanus (Mexican tetra)
Lineage: Eukaryota; Metazoa; Chordata; Actinopteri; Characiformes; Acestrorhamphidae
Product: histone H3-like centromeric protein A
Exons: 5
Coding region: 121-549 (142 amino acids)
Cellular component (GO): nucleosome
Molecular function (GO): DNA binding; protein heterodimerization activity; structural constituent of chromatin
Source: RefSeq, a predicted model, not a curated record
GCAGAUGCCGGCCGCUGAUUGGUGGAGGCCGCGGCGCAUUGUUUGAAUGUGUGAGUGAGUGUCAGUGCGCAGUGAGAGCGGAGGAUCUAGAGAGCGGGAACUCUGUGCACUGUGUGAAGGAUGACUCGUGAUGCUCACAGACGGAAGCCCUCCACCCCGAAGAAAAGAUCCCCUCCUCGCCCCGCCCCAGCAUCCACCUCCCGGACCCGCAGAACCAGCGGGCCUACAGAGGGAACACCGAGGAAGAAGCGGAGGUUUCGGCCCGGGGUGAAGGCGCUCAUGGAAAUCCGUAAAUAUCAGAAAUCUACAGACCUGCUCCUGAGAAAAGGACCGUUUUCACGCCUGGUGCGGGAGGUGUGUCAGAUGUUCAGUAGGGAGCAUAUGAUGUGGCAGGCCUAUGCUCUGAUGGCCCUGCAGGAGGCGGCGGAGGCGUUCCUGGUGCGUCUUUUCUCCGAUGCUAACGUGUGCGCUAUCCACGCUAAGCGCGUGACCCUGUACCCGCGGGACAUGCAGCUGGUCCGGCGCAUCCGCGGCGUGGAGCACCUGUAACCUGAACUGACAUACAUCACCUGUAUUAUUUAAUAAUGACAGACCUGUUUUCAGUUUUAUUGUAAGCUAAAAAACAUUUUCAGGAGUAUAUUUUAAUCAGCACAUAUAAUAGCUUUAUUAGAUGAACUUUAUAGGGACUUAUAAUAGAAUUUUCGGCAUUUUAUUAUUUGUUUUUAGGGUUUUUUUUUGAAAGGAGAAAAAAAAACAGUUUUUGUGAGUCAUCCCAUUCACACACAUCCCCUAAAACUUAAAACUGAGCUUUAUAUAAUGGUUCUCCAAGCUUUUAGUGAGAUUUUAGUGAAAGCUCUGUUUUUAGUGCUUUUAGAAAAGUAAUUUGGGAUUAAAACUUUUUUUUUCUUAGUUUUUUUUUCUAUUUAUAAAGUUUGCCCAAGACAAGUCUGAAGUGCUAAUUCAAGCAUUUUGAUCAAAUACGGGCAGUGGAAAAUCUAUUUUUAUUGUUUUAGUGUAAAAUCUCUGAAUCUCCUUUAAUUGAUUUUUUGAUGCUACGCUAUAAAAUAACCACUUUUGUUGCCAUUUGGAAUCGUAACUACCUUAAUUUUUUUAAGAGUGCUUUUUUACUGUUUUUAUCAUUUAAAGUUUUGUUUGCAUAAAAUGAUGUUAAACAUUGUAUUUUAAUGUGUAUAUAAUUGAGAAAUUGUUAAUAAAAUGAUGUUUUGUAAUAAA